This is a messenger RNA of Python bivittatus (Burmese python), 1805 nucleotides long. RefSeq names its product potassium calcium-activated channel subfamily M regulatory beta subunit 2 (gene KCNMB2). Gene Ontology annotation, molecular function: calcium-activated potassium channel activity; potassium channel regulator activity. NCBI's taxonomy places the organism in Eukaryota, Metazoa, Chordata, Lepidosauria, Squamata, Pythonidae. Gene Ontology annotation, cellular component: voltage-gated potassium channel complex; membrane. The record is from RefSeq and is a predicted model, not a curated record. Gene Ontology annotation, biological process: detection of calcium ion; potassium ion transport.
CUCCAGAACCUCAACGGUAAGGAGAGGCAGUGGAGACCAAUCCUCUAAGAUGUUCAUUUGGACCAGUGGCCGGAGCUCCACAUCAUACAGGCAUGAUGAGAGAAGAAAUAUUUACCAAAAAAUCAGGGAUCAUGAUCUACUGGACAAAAGGAAAACAGUCACCGCUCUCAAAGCAGGAGAGGACCGGGCCAUACUGCUGGGACUGGCCAUGAUGGUGUGCUCCAUUAUGAUGUACUUCCUCCUGGGCAUCACACUGCUGAGGUCAUACAUGCAAAGCGUUUGGACAGAAGAGACCCAGUGCACGCUCCUCAACGCCUCCAUCACGGAAACCUUUAACUGCUCAUUCAGCUGUGGUCCGGAAUGCUGGAAAAACUCUCAGUACCCCUGCUUACAGGUCUAUGUCAAUGUUUCCUCUUCGGGGCAAAAGUACUUACUUUAUCACACAGAAGAGACCAUCAAAAUUAAUUCAGAGUGUUCUUAUAUACCCAAAUGUGGAAAGAACUUUGAAGAGUCUUUGUCCCUUGUGAAUGUCGUGAUGGAAAAUUUCAAGAAGUAUCAGCACUUUACCUGUUUCUAUGACCCAGAAGGCAUUCAAAAGAAUGUGUUGCUAACUAAACUUUACAGUUCCAAUGUGCUGUUCCACUCACUCUUUUGGCCAACAUGUAUGAUGAUAGGUGGACUUGUAAUUGUUGCCAUGGUCAAGUUGACCCAAUAUCUGUCUCUUCUUUGUGAAAGGAUCCAACGGAUCAACAGAUAGAAGCAAUCACUUGCUUCUAGGAUUUGACUUACAGCUGAAAUACUGUUGUUUUUUCCAUUCUUCACCAAAGAACCUUAAGUUUGUAAUGUUUCUGUUCUAAGUUCCUUAUAUUUUUAUGAAGUAGAGCAAUAACGAAAAAGGCUGUUCUAUAUGCAACUGUGAUGUUAUUAUUAUGCAGACGAUGAGAGAAGGGAUUACCGUUUGCAUUGGCCAUCUACAUGAUCUUGAUUUAUGCUGCAACUUAGUUAUUUUUCUUCUUCUCUUCUUCCUCCUCCUAUUCCUCCUUUUUCUACAGCCAAAACAGGGCUCAGUGUGAUCAUUUGCCAAGCCUUGUUAAUGAAUGGAUCAUCAUCUCAGCGCAAAUCUAUUUUGGAAGGUUCUCCUGCAUGGCCACAUGUCUUCAUGUGGACCAUUUAUGUUCCACUUAGGCACUGGGAAGGGGAAGAAAAGGUGCAGAAUGGAGUGGGGGGGAUGGUGAAAGGUAAGAACUCACAAUUUGUCUAUCUGAGGUGGAACUAAGAUGGAACAUUUGAUCCAGAAAUCUUUUGCAGGUAUAGAAUCUUACAAACACAGGGGGAAAUCCAAAGUCACACAUUGCUGUACACCCAGGCCCAAAUCUAGUGGAGCAUAAUCUCACUUAAGUUCCAUGAAAUUGAUAAGACAUUUUUGUAACGAAUUGUUUUAAUAGGACAUGAGCACAACUUGCCGCCUUUGAACUGUGGGAGGGUUCAAAAUUCUGGAUUAUGGCAAUAGCAAUUAUGUUGACCUCAUACUCAGGGUUAAGCUUUCCUUUCUGGCAUUUUACAUAUCUACUGAAAUGUUUAUUAAUUUGCAGUAUCUUUUACUCAUGGAUCAUUAUCUACCAAAGCUAUAGCCAAAAGAAAAAAAAAUCCAAGAUCUAUAAAAUUUGUCAACUACUUUUCAUUUUCUAUUCCAGCCUGAGCCCUGUUGGCAGAGAUGGGACCAGAAAACAUCUUGCAUUCAAGUUUAUUAUGCACAUUUUUCUUGUAUUUGCUACCAUAUCACUGUAAAGAAAAACUUAAAAGAA